GCAAUUCAUAUGUCGGAAGCGAUUAAACGUGGUGCCGAUCAUCACACGACUAAUCUACAUACAUAUGAGAAACCUGGCCAUCUUCACCAUCAAUUAAUGGAUUCUAAGCAUCAUAGCCAUCUCCAUACACACCAUUCCAUGCAUGGAGACGACGACUAUGAUGAUGAUGAUGAUGAUUAUGAUAAUGAUGAUGACGACGACGAUGAUGAGGUUGAUGGCAGUAAGGGUGCAUCUAUAGGGUUAGGCAGCCUUUUCAAGUACUCAUCAAAGAUGGAUUUGGUCCUAAUUUUUUUCGGGUGCGUCGGAGCUCUCAUAAAUGGUGGGUCACUGCCGUUCUACUCGUUCUUUUUUGGUCAAUUUGUGAACAAACUCGCUGCAGAUUCACAAAACAACAAGAGCCAGAUCAUGAAGGAUGUUAAUGAAAUAUGUGUGCAGAUGUCUGGACUGGCGGUCGUCGUGGUCAUUGGGGCAUAUUUAGAGAUAACAUGCUGGAGGUUGGUGGGGGAGAGAUCAGCUCAGACAAUAAGGAGGGAAUAUUUGCGUGCUGUUUUGAGGCAAGACAUGGGCUUCUUUGAUGCUGAUGUGAAUACUGGGGAUAUAAUGCAUGGCAUAUCAAGCGAUGUUGCCCACAUACAAGAAGUCAUGGGUGAAAAGAUGGCUCACUUCAUGCACCAUGUAUUCACGUUCUUGACGGGGUAUGGGGUGGGGUUUUAUCGGUCGUGGAAGAUCGCAUUGGUUGUACUCGCAGUCACUCCAUUAAUGAUGCUCUGUGGGAUCCUCUACAAGGCUCUCUACGUUGGCUUAACAGCAAAGGAAGAGGUUUCAUACCGAAAAGCGGGUAGUAUCGCAGAGCAAGCAAUUAGGUCUGUGAGAACAGUGUUCUCCUUUGUUGCGGAGGAGCAUUUGGCAUCAAAGUACGCAGAGUUACUGGACAAAUCAGUGCCUUUUGGAGUGAAGAUUGGAUUUGCGAAGGGAGCGGGCAUGGGGGUUAUUUACUGGGUCACUUAUGCUACUUGGGCUUUGGCCUUUUGGUAUGGAUCCAUUUUGGUUGCCAAAGGAGAAAUUGAUGGUGGGGCUGCCAUCGCUUGCUUCUUUGGGGUUAAUGUGGGUGGCAGGGGAUUGGCCUUAUCGCUCUCUUAUUUCGCACAAUUUGCACAAGGAACGGUCGCAGCUGCAAGGGUUUUUGGGAUCAUUGAUAGAGUGCCUGAGAUUGAUCCCUAUGACUCACAAGGAAGGAUUCUAUCAACAUUAAGAGGAAAGAUUGAAUUUCGAAAUGUUAGUUUUGCAUAUCCAUCCAGAUUAAACAUACCAAUUCUCCGUUCUCUGAAUUUGGUGGUCCCUGCGUCUAAGACUAUUGCUAUAGUUGGUGCUAGUGGAAGUGGAAAGUCCACCCUUUUUGCUCUCAUAGAGAGGUUCUAUGAUCCAAACAAGGGAGAAAUUCUCUUGGAUGGAGAAGACUUGAGGAGACUUCAGUUGAAGUGGUUAAGGAACCAGAUAGGAAUGGUGGGGCAGGAGCCUGUCUUGUUUGCCACCACCAUUAUGGAAAACAUAUUAUUGGGGAAAGAAGGCGCCUCAAGAAAGGAGGCUGUGACCGCUUGCAUUGGAUCUAAUGCACACACUUUCAUCACUCAACUCCCCCAUGGUUAUGAUACUCAGGUGGGAGAAAGGGGAACCCAACUUUCAGGAGGCCAAAAGCAAAGGAUUGCAAUUGCUAGGGCCAUGAUAAAAAGCCCUAAAGUCCUCCUCUUGGAUGAGGCCACCAGUGCCUUAGAUGCCCAAUCAGAAGGUGCAGUUCAACAAGCUAUAGAGAAGAUCUCACUUGGCCGUACAACCCUGGUUAUAGCUCAUAGGUUGUCAACAAUAAAAAAUGCUCAUACUAUCAUAGUGAUGGAUCAGGGCUCCAUCAUAGAAACAGGGGAUCACAAUAGACUCAUGGCCAAAAAAGGGGUAUAUUUCAAUCUCAAUAACAUGGCUUCUGAUAAUCUCUCUAAAAACAAUUCCCCAAACAAAACAAAGGAUGCAGCUCCAAAUCUGAUGAAUUAUCAGGAACCCAUUCAAGAAUCCACAUAUUUUCAUGCAUCCAAAUCAGUUUACAAAGAGAGUGUGAUAAUGAAUGCAGAUAAUGAGAAGCCAAAUGGAGGUUUUGCCCUAUCAGAGGUUUGGGAGCUGCAAAAACCAGAGCUUCCCAUGCUAUUUCUAGGGCUUCUGUUGGGAAUUCAUGCAGGUGCAAUACUAUCCAUCUUUCCAUUGAUAUUGGGCCACGCUCUUCAGAUCUAUUUUUCUGGGAGUUCCUCGAAAAUAAAGAGAGAAGUUGGGCUUCUCGCACUAGCUCUAGUUGGACUAGGCUUUGGUUGCAUAAUCACUAUGACCGGGCAACAAGGCUUUUGUGGAUGGGCAGGCACGAAACUCAGUCGAAGAGUUAGAGAUUUGUUUUUCCAGUCGAUUUUCAGGCAAGAACCAGGUUGGUUUGAUUCAGAGGAGAAUUCAAGUGGAGUUCUUGUCUCUCGACUCUCAGCUGAUUGCACAAGCUUUCGAGCAGCUUUAGGAGAUCGAUUCUCUGUGAUUUUAAUGGGAUUAGGGUCUGCAGCUGUGGGUUUAACCAUCUCUUUCAUGAUUAAUUGGAGGUUAUCUCUUUUGGCAACUGCACUAACUCCAUUUACACUUGGUGCAAGUUACUUCAGCUUGAUCAUAAACUUGGGGCCAAAAUUGAGCAAUGAUUCUUAUGCAAAGGCAAGCAACAUAGCCUCAGGUGCAAUCUCAAACAUAAGAACAGUGGCCACUUUCUCAGCCCAAGACACGCUCGUCACCUCAUUUAACAAAGCUUUAUCAGAACCCAUGAAGAAAUCAGUGAGGAGAUCUCAUAUUAUGGGUUUGGCAUUGGGAAUUUCUCAAGGUGCAAUGUAUGGUGCAUACACAUUAACACUAUGGUAUGGAGCUGUUCUGAAUAAGGAAGGGCGCGCUACUUUCGGAGAGGUGUAUAAGAUAUUCUUGAUAUUGGUAUUGAGUUCAUUUUCAGUAGGACAACUAGCCGGUUUGGCCCCCGAUACUUCAGCAGCAGCCGUGGCGAUACCUUCUGUUCUAAGCACUAUUAAAAGGAAGCCAUUAAUAGACACAAGUGAAAGGAGGGGAAAGAGACUUGGUGACUCAAAAUUUAGCAUCGAGUUCAAAAAGGUUUCUUUUGCUUAUCCCUGCAGGCUUGAUGUUGUGGUUUUGAGAGAUUUUAGUUUGAAGGUGAAGGGUGGAAGUAUGGUGGGUUUAGUAGGGGAAAGUGGGAGUGGAAAAUCUACUGUAGUUUGGUUGGUGCAAAGGUUUUAUGAUGCAAAUCAAGGGAAGGUUUUGGUUGGGGGUGUUGAUGUAAGAGAGAUAAAUGUGAGGUGGUUAAGGGGACAAAUGGGUUUGGUGGGUCAAGAGCCUGCACUCUUUUCAGGGACCAUAAGGGAGAAUAUUGCUUUUGGUGAUCCUAGGGCUUCUUGGACUGAGAUUGAGGAGGCUGCCAAAGCAGCCUACAUUCACAUCUUUAUCAGUGGUUUGCCUGAAGGGUAUGAAACACCAGUGGGUGAGAGUGGGGUGCAAUUAUCAGGUGGACAAAAGCAGAGAAUAGCCAUUGCAAGAGCAAUCCUCAAGAAACCAAGGGUACUUUUGCUAGAUGAAGCAAGCAGUGCAUUGGACAUAGAGUCAGAGAAGCAUGUGCAACAAGCCUUGAGGAAGAUCUCAAAGGAUACAACCACCAUUGUGGUGGCUCAUAGGUUGGCCACCAUUAGAGAAGCUGAUAGAAUAGCAGUGGUUCGUGGUGGAACAGUGGUUGAAUUUGGGAGCCAUGAAAGCCUCAUGGCCUCUCACUCGAAUGGGGCAUAUGCUAAUCUAGUUAGGGCCGAGUUGGAAUCCAAUACACUCUCAGGGCCCUAACCCAAGAGUGUAAUCUUGUGCCAUAUGAGAUGAAUCUAAAUCUAGGUGGAUGCUCAUUUUAUCUCUUAAGAGGGCG
Molecule: messenger RNA, 3982 nt
Organism: Amborella trichopoda
Lineage: Eukaryota; Viridiplantae; Streptophyta; Magnoliopsida; Amborellales; Amborellaceae
Product: ABC transporter B family member 19
Biological process (GO): oligopeptide export from mitochondrion
Cellular component (GO): mitochondrial inner membrane
Molecular function (GO): ATP binding; ATP hydrolysis activity; ABC-type oligopeptide transporter activity
Source: RefSeq, a predicted model, not a curated record